AAACCAGACAUAAAGAUGGAGCCCAGCUCUGGAAGACCUGUAGAUUACCAAGUCAGCGUGACAGUGAUUGAAGCGAGGCAGCUGAUUGGACUGAACAUGGAUCCGAUGGUCUGUGUGGAGAUUGGAGAAGAUAAAAAGUACACCUCAAUGAAGGAAUCAACUAACUGUCCCUACUACAAUGAAUAUUUUGUGUUCGACUUCCACGUCCCUCCCGAUGUGAUGUUCGACAAAAUCCUGAAGAUAUCUGUAAUUCACUCCAAAAAUCUGCUGCGAAGUGGAACACUGGUGGGAACUUUUAAACUGGAUGUUGGCACAAUUUACACCCAAGCUGAUCAUCAGUUUUACCACAAGUGGGCUUUGUUGUCAGAUCCUGAUGACAUCACAGCAGGCUGUAAAGGCUACGUGAAGUGUGACGUUACAGUUGUGGCCAAAGGGGAUUCAAUAAAGACUCCACAUAAGGCCAAUGAAUCGGAUGAAGAUGACAUCGAGGGCAAUCUCUUAAUCCCAGAGGGUGUGCCUGCAGAGCGACAGUGGGCUCGUUAUUACCUGAAGAUCUACAGAGCCGAGGGACUCCCCAGAAUGAACACCAGCAUCAUGGCCAAUGUCAAAAAGGCCUUCAUCGGAGAAAAUAAGGACUUGGUUGAUCCUUAUGUCCAAGUACUGUUUGCUGGGCAGAAGGGGAAAACUUCAGUUCAGAAGAGCUGCUAUGAGCCCAUCUGGAACGAGCAAAUCGUUUUCACAGAGAUGUUCCCACCACUUUGCAAGCGCAUGAAAAUCCAGAUCCGAGACUCAGAUAAAGUAAAUGAUGUUGCUAUAGGAACACACUUCCUGGACCUGCGGAAAAUUUCUAAUGAUGGAGACAAAGGCUUUCUUCCCACAUUGGGACCUGCCUGGGUUAACAUGUACGGCUCCACUCGUACCUACACCCUGAUGGACGAGUACCAGGAGUUAAACGAAGGCCUCGGAGAGGGAGUGUCCUUCAGGGCCCGACUGCUCAUCAGCCUUGGCGUCGAGAUCCUGGACCCCUCCUCUCCUGAAAUUACCUGCUCCACAGAUGUGCAGCUGGAGGGAGUGCCCAACAUCUCAGAGACUGCUGCUGGGAAGGUUGAGGAGUUUUUCCUCUUUGGGUCUUUCCUUGAGGCCACAAUGAUUGACAGAAAGAUUGGUGAUAAGCCUAUCAACUUUGAGGUCACCAUAGGUUACUAUGGGAACGAGAUCGACGGGGUUGCCCAGCCAAAAACCAAAGGGAAGAAGAGAGACGGUGACGAGGAGGAAACCGAACUGAUCCACAACUCCAGUGAGGAGGAGAUGGAUGAUGACGGGGACCUGACGUCAGUGGCGAUUACUCCUCCCAUGAAACCCGUCAUUACUGAUCGAAAUUACUUCCACCUGCCGUACUUUGAGAGGAAGCCGUGUAUCUACAUCAAGAGUUAUUGGCAGGACCAGAGAAGGCGACUGUACAACGCCAUCAUUAUAGACAACACUGCAAAUAAACUGGAGGAUGGACUGAAUGACGUGCAAGAGAUCAUCAAGACGGAGAAGUCGUAUCCUGAACGCAGACUGAGAGGCGUCCUCGAGGAACUCAGCCAGGGCUGCAAUCAGUUUCUUGCGCUGGCAAACAAGGACCAGAAUCAGUCAGGCAGAACCAAACUUGACAGAGAGAGACUGAAGCUGUGCCUGUAUGAAAUGGAGAGCAUCGGCCAGCAAGCUAAGACCAUGAGGACACAGGUGAAGAAAAGCACGGUGCGAGAUAAACUCAAACUGGCUCAGAACUUUCUCUCAAAGCUGCGCUUCCUGGCUGAUGAACCUCAACACAGUGUUCCUGAUGUGUUCAUAUGGAUGAUCAGUAACGGGAAGCGCAUCGCUUAUGCACGCGUUCCUUCCAAAGACAUCCUUUAUUCCAGCGUAGAGGAGGAGACGGGAAAGGACUGCGGGAAAGUUAAGACAAUCUUUCUGAGGAUCCCGGGUAAGAAAGGUUUUGGGCCUGCUGGAUGGACUGUCCAGUCCAAGUUAGAGAUUUAUCUGUGGCUGGGUCUGACCAAACAGCGCAAAGACUACCUGAACGGCCUACCCAAUGGAUUCGAGGAAAAUAAGUUGUCAAAAGGACCUGGUCUGCCGUGCUCACCCCCUAUCAGCCUCACCUACAUGAUGAAACAGAUCUUCCAGCUAAGGGUCCACAUGUACCAAGCACGCAGCCUGUUUGCUGCUGACAGCACCGGUCUGUCUGAUCCCUUUGCAAGAGUCUUCUUCUCAACUCAAACCCAGGUCACAGAGGUGCUGGCUGAAACUCUUUGCCCCACAUGGGACCAGCUGCUGGUCUUUGAAAAUGUGGAGUUGUUUGGAGAGGCAAGCGAACUGAGAGAUGACCCUCCCAUUAUCGUCAUUGAACUCUAUGACCAGGACACAGGUAAAGCUGACUUCAUGGGCAGAACAUUUGCUAAGCCUAUCGUCAAGAUGGCGGACGAGCACUAUGGUCCACCACGCUUCCCCCCUCAGCUGGAGUACUAUCAGAUCUACCGUGGGAACUGCACCGCUGGAGAAAUGCUGGCAGCCUUUGAACUGCUGCAGAUUGGCCCCAAUGGGAAAGCUGACCUGCCUCCCAUAGAUGGUCCCACAGACAUGGAUCGCGGCCCAAUCCUCCCUGUACCUCUUGGGAUCAGACCAGUGCUCAGCAAAUACAGGAUUGAGGUUUUGUUCUGGGGCUUGAGGGACUUGAAGAGGGUGAAUCUGGCCCAGGUGGAUCGCCCACGUGUGGACAUUGAAUGUGCAGGGAAGGGAGUGCAGUCCGCCCUCAUCCCCAACUACAAGAAAAACCCCAACUUCAGCACUCUUGUCAAGUGGUUUGAAGUGGAUUUGCCUGAGAACGAGCUGCUUCACCCUCCACUCAACAUCCGAGUGGUGGACUGCAGAGCUUUUGGCCGCUAUACUCUGGUUGGCUCCAAUGCUGUCGCCAGCCUGCGGAAAUUCAUCUACAGACCAACAGACAAGCAGGCCAACAACUGGACCACUACAGAGGAAAUUAUUGUUGUCAACAUGGAAUCAGAGCCUUCUUUCAAGAAGAUGGAAACUGUGGUCAAACUCGACUCGUGCUCUGAUGCUGUGGUCAAAGUUGAGGAUGAUGAUAAGGAUGGAAAGGGGAAAAAGAGGAAGAGGAAGAAGGGUGAUGAGAUUGAAGAGGAGGAACUUGACGAGAGCAUGUUGGACUGGUGGUCCAAAUAUUUUGCCUCCAUUGAAACUUUGACAGAGACUCUAAAAGCUCAAGAAGCAGCUCUUUCAGAUACAGAGGAAAAAGAUGACAUGGACAUAGCAGAAGGCGGAGAUAUCAAACCUGAUGACUCUCCUGUAAAAGGCACCAAGAGAGGAAAAGGAAAGAAGGAAAAGAAGAGGCAGUUGGAUCCGUUUGAGAAGAAAAAGCCGAAGCUGGAUGAGCUGAUGGUGUACCCUAAAGAGCUGGAGAGUGAGUUUGACAACUUUGAAGACUGGCUCCACAGUUUCAACCUCUUCAGGGGAAAAGGCGGCGAUGAUGAUGACCAAGACGUGACAGAUGAGGACAGAAUUGUUGGAAAAUUCAAAGGCUCAAUGUGCAUGUACAAAGUGUCGGAUGACAUGCAAAGAGACAUGAGCUUUGACUCCAACAUGGGAAUGUUUCAGAACAUUCCUCACAACGAUCCCAUAAACAUCCUUGUCCGCAUCUAUGUUAUCAGAGCAACUGAUCUGCAUCCAGCUGACAUCAAUGGGAAAGCUGAUCCAUACAUCGCAAUCAAACUGGGGAAGUCAGAAAUCAAGGACAAAGAGAACUACAUCUCAAAACAGCUGAAUCCUUUGUUUGGAAAAUCCUUUGACGUGGAGGCAACGUUCCCAAUGGAUUCAACUCUCACCGUGUCCAUUUACGACUGGGACCUUGUGGGAACCGAUGACCUGAUUGGAGAAACCAAACUUGACCUCGAGAACCGUUUCUACAGCAAACACAGAGCCACAUGUGGUGUCACCUGUAACUACGCCAUCCACGGUUACAAUGUUUGGCGAGACCCAAUGAAACCAACGCAGAUCCUGGCUAAGCUGUGUAAAGAUGGCAAACUGGAUGGGCCUCACUACGGCCCUGGAGGAAGAGUGAAAGUGGAGAACCGCGUCUUUAUGGCACCCACUGAGCUAGAGGAUGAAAAUGGUCUAAAGAAACAGUCGGAUGAACAUCUGGCUCUGACCGUGUUGAAACACUGGGAGGAAAUCCCUCGAGUUGGCUGCAAACUUGUCCCAGAACACGUGGAAACCAGACCACUGCUCCACCCUGAUAAACCUGGGAUUGAACAAGGGAGAAUUGAGAUGUGGGUGGAUAUGUUCCCGAAAGAUAUGACUGCACCUGGCCCCGCCCUUGACAUCUCACCACGGAAACCAAAGAAGUUUGAACUGCGAGUGAUCGUUUGGAACACAGAUGAGGUUGUUCUGGAGGAUGACGACAUCUUCACUGGGGAGAAAUCAAGUGACAUCUUUGUGCGAGGCUGGUUGAAGGGGCAGCAGGAGGACAAGCAGGACACAGAUGUCCAUUAUCACUCCAUCACCGGUGAGGGCAACUUCAACUGGCGCUACGUCUACCCCUUUGACUACCUCAUGGCUGAGGAGAAAAUCGUCAUCUCAAAAAAGGAGUCCAUGUUCGCCUGGGAUGAGACCGAAUACAAGAUCCCUGCUCGUCUGAAUCUGCAAGUGUGGGACGCUGACCAUUUCUCUGCAGAUGACUUCUUAGGUGCAAUUGAGCUGGACCUGAACCGCUUUCCACGUGGUGCCAAGACAGCCAAGCAGUGCACCAUCGAGAUGGUGACGAAUGAAACAGAGAUGCCCACGGUCUCCAUCUUCAAACAGAAGAGGAUUAAAGGCUGGUGGCCAUUUGUAGCCAGAAAUGAGGACGACGAGUUUGAACUCACGGGCAAAGUGGAAGCAGAGCUGCACCUUCUGACAGGAGAGGAAGCAGAGAAAAGCCCAGCUGGUGAAGGACGAAAUGAACCAGAUCCACUGGAAAAGCCCAACCGCCCUGACACCAGCCUUCUGUGGUUCCUCACUCCCUUCAAAGCCUUAAAACACUUGGUCUGCAACCAGUACAAGUGGCUGGCCAUCAAGAUUGUCACUGCUCUCCUGCUGCUGGCCAUGCUGGCUCUUUUCCUCUACAGCAUGCCUGGUUACAUGGUCAAGAAAAUGCUGGGAGCUUGAGAUGUUUCCCAAGACAUCUCUGCAGAAGGUUCCACAUUUUCACUAACCAGAUGGCUUCUUACCCUCUCUUAUUCUACUUCCUAUCAACCGUCUCAAUCACAGCAUUUUAAAAACUAAAAAGGAAAAAUAAGAAGAAGACCAAAUGUCGCCAAAAGCAUUACACUGGCUUAUAAAUAGUUUGCUGCAUUGGAUAUGCCUUUGUUGGCUCUUGGCUGCCA
Messenger RNA from Labrus mixtus (cuckoo wrasse), 5417 nucleotides. RefSeq names its product otoferlin-like. NCBI's taxonomy places the organism in Eukaryota, Metazoa, Chordata, Actinopteri, Labriformes, Labridae. The coding region runs from base 16 to 5199 and encodes 1727 amino acids. Gene Ontology annotation, cellular component: synaptic vesicle membrane; presynaptic active zone membrane. Gene Ontology annotation, molecular function: calcium ion binding; AP-2 adaptor complex binding. The record is from RefSeq and is a predicted model, not a curated record. Gene Ontology annotation, biological process: synaptic vesicle priming; plasma membrane organization. The transcript has 39 exons.